Orbilia oligospora ATCC 24927 is the source of this 3345-nucleotide messenger RNA. RefSeq lists its product as uncharacterized. The transcript is spliced from 6 exons. Gene Ontology annotation, molecular function: catalytic activity. Gene Ontology annotation, biological process: nucleoside metabolic process. The record is from RefSeq and is a predicted model, not a curated record. NCBI's taxonomy places the organism in Eukaryota, Fungi, Ascomycota, Orbiliomycetes, Orbiliales, Orbiliaceae. The coding region runs from base 1 to 3345 and encodes 1114 amino acids.
AUGUUGUUAUCGCGCCCUAUUCUGAUAAUAAAUAUUUUGUCCCUUGUCACGGCCAAAACAAUACCAAUAGAAGAAUACAAAAUUGGAUGGAUUUCAGCACUCCCGAUUGAAUUCGCAGCGGCACGAGCUGUCCUCGACGAGGAAUAUGAAGCACCAGAGCCUUAUACUCGUCUUCGAGACGACAAUGCCUACGUUUUCGGUCGAAUAGGAAGCCACAAUACCAUCAUUGCUUGCCUCCCAGCUGGCAGAUACGGAACCGCCUCGGCCGCAGCCGUUGCAAGUCAAAUGUAUAACACAUUCCCCGGUAUAAAACUUAGUCUCAUGGUUGGAGUCGGCGGCGGGGCACCGAGUGGAAGAAAUGAUAUUCGGGAAGACAGUGUCAGAGGGAAGAUUUAUCAAAACUGGGGCAUUGAACGGGCCGCCUUUAUCGGCCCUGAAAGGAUGGCGGAUGCUGUUCAGAGGAUUACGGAGAAAGACGAUAGAUUUUCCUAUCCGGGAAAAGGGCAAGAUAGGCUUUUUAGGCCCGAAUACGAGCAUAUCGAUGGCAAACUAGAUUGUGUAGACCAUUGCGAUUUCGGGAGUCUGGUUCAUCGAGACCUUAGAGCGCACGAAUAUCCGCUUAUCCAUUAUGGCAUAAUAGCAUCUGCAAAUCAGGUUAUGAAGCACGCAACUACCAGAGAUAGAAUUGCCAACGAAACCGGAGCAAUUUGUUUUGAAAUGGAAGCAGGAGGCCUGAUGAAUCUUUCCCCAACUCUAGUAGUUCGUGGGAUCUGUGACUAUUCGGACAGCCACAAAAAUAAAAUAUGGCAACCAUAUGCGGCCCUGACGGCAGCGGUCUAUGCUAAAGAGCUGCUCAAGGCAUUACACAGUCGGGCACUGCUAUCCACAGCCGAGUAUAGUCAGAGCAAGGAGGGUGAUAGGCUCGGAAUCAACUACUCCAUACCAUUUAAAAUCACCAUACCAAGGCUCAAAUCAUUCGUCGGAAGAAACGACACAAUUCUAGCUAUAUAUAACUACUACUCGAGCUGUAAAAUUCUGAACGGACAAUCCUCUACGCCUUGCCUGUUUGCUAUCACCGGCCUCGGAGGGGCCGGGAAAACACAAAUUGCAUUAGAAUACGCUUACCGAUAUAAAAAAGACUUCACAUCGAUCUUUUGGAUACAUGCUGAGAGUGAGGGUAGCAUCCAAAGAUCCAUCCUCACUGCCAUGCAACAAAUUGUUGAUGAACAAGCAAAAUACGCAUUUCCUGGAAGAAAUCCAAACUGUAGUCUAAUAAGCGAUGUUCUUAAGAUGCCACGGCUUAUAGAUGAAGACUGUAUUAUUCAAGCACCCAACAGCAAAGAUCAAGUUAAACUAAAGAAUGCCUUUAUCAGCUGGCUCGAAUCGCAUCCACACAACAGUCACGAAUGGCUUCUUGUUUUAGACAAUGCCGAUGACUUGGAGGCUGUGAACUUAGAGGAUUACUUACCGAAACUAGGAUGGGGCUCAAUCUUGAUCACAAGUCGUCGACAGGAAUUCGGGCCUGAAAUCGAGCAAGUGAACCUCCAAGGCCUCGAACCAAGAUUUGCAAGCCAGUUACUAUUACAAGUACUCGGUAUCGACAAAGUAAAUGAAGUUCUCGAAGCAGAUUCCAUAGCUCUCGUUGAGGAGUUAGGGCUAAUACCUCUUGCCAUCGCCCAGGCUGGAUACUUCAUAAGGAAAGAGAAGAUUCACAUCAAAGAAUACAUACGGUUCCAUUCGAAUUUAUUUAUGGAAGUCCACUCUCAAAAGCCGCGCGUAGGUUGGAACUACGGGAUUAGUACCGUGGCGACGACUUGGGAAGCGUCUUUCAGAGCCGUCGAAAAACAUGACAAAAAUGCUGCUCGCAUGCUAUUGGCAUGCUCUUUUCUCGACCCUUCCAGGAUCCAAGAAGUGAUAUUCUUAGAUCCUGCCCCGGAUAUCGAGACCAAACUACAAGUCAAAAGUAGAAUCAGGGUUUUGCAAUCGUAUUCACUAAUUCAGAGGCUAGACUCUGGUUCGUUCGCAAUCCAUCCCUUGGUCCACGCUUGGGCGAGAGGACGGCUCAGUGAGCCUGAACAUCUUCAAGUGAUAAUUCAAGCUAUGAAUAUUGUUGGGAACUUCGCCAGACGUGAAAUGUUGUUACCCGAAAACCAUAUGGCACAUUUCGCCCCCCACCUUGAGUAUCUCUCUCGCCAUUUAAAACUGAGGUUGACUCAAAUUUUUUCCCUACCCGAUCCAAUAACAGAGCCGCAAAAUCUCCUCAUUGAAAUUUUUUUGAGGACUAGAGAGGCCCUCCAACCGUACGGAAGAGUUAAAGAGGCUAAAUUUUGGCGACGACAAGCAGCCAGAGCGGCGUUAAUAUUGAUUUUACGGGACGGGAAUAUUUCGAGAUUUUUCGAUUUCGAGAACAGUGCAGACGUUUUCUCGCGACAAGGCCGGGUCCUGGAAGCAAAAGCUCGUUAUGGAAUCGCCACAUAUGGGUACAUCAUGACCGCAGCAUUGCAUAUAAGAAAGGGAUUUUCUUUUCUCUAUGAAGCGCUUAUUUGUUUCAAAUGCUCAACCAAGCUAUACAUACUACAGAUUCGUGAGAGGGUUUCGCUUCCGAUAUGUGUUACUGCCCUCAGAGUUGAUGAAGAUGAGGUGUUUGAUGCUGAACAGCUCGAAGGGGAGAUUCGCGAAAGCUCUAAUCGGGCCGCAAUGUUUCCAAGGGGGGCAGAUUCAUACCCGGAAGAAACCCUAUACCACAAAGCUAGCAGAUAUAUUUUUGGAGAUUUCGAUCUUAAGGGUCGAUUGGAAUCCGAUAUCAGUUCCUCUACCGAUGAUCUUGAAAGUUACUUGGAUUUCGCUGAGGGGGAGGGUUGGGAGACAAAGACAUUUAAAUUGAUAUCAAGCAUCUAUAUGCCCCGUUCUUUCCCAGAAAAAAAGGUCGGGUUGUUUGAACCUACAAGCCCUAAGCAGGGCAAGUAUUUUGAAGGCCACAGUUUCCAAAAAACAGUAGUUCAAAAGCAGUUGGUUAUUCCUGAUAAAUUCUGUUUAACAAGAUCCAACAUACUAAAACAUGUUUUUGCUUCCCUUUUAUCCUUCUUAUCCACGCUUGCAAGAUCCCUACCCGAGGCAAUAAUUAUUCACAUGGAUCUAUUCCGUGGGGGAGUAGGCGUAAGACGCUUAUUAACUAAAAUAUUCAUGUACUCGUUGGGCUUGUUCUUCUUAUCUUUAAAGAGAGUAAGUCCUACCGGCUAUGAUAUGCUCCUAAGAUGGGUAGCCAUCAAGGUUUACGUACCAUACUUAAAGUUAAAACUGUAUAUAUUAAAGAGGCGUUCGUCGAAACAAGCGCAGAAGGACUAA